This is a messenger RNA of Anopheles nili, 880 nucleotides long. Its product is annotated as pupal cuticle protein Edg-84A-like. The coding region runs from base 26 to 775 and encodes 249 amino acids. The record is from RefSeq and is a predicted model, not a curated record. The transcript is spliced from 2 exons. Gene Ontology annotation, cellular component: extracellular matrix. NCBI's taxonomy places the organism in Eukaryota, Metazoa, Arthropoda, Insecta, Diptera, Culicidae.
GAAGCAUACCAGAUUUUCAGCCGUGAUGGCUUUCAAAAGCAUCGCCCUGUUUGCGCUUAUCGCUGUGGCCAGCGCCCAGCAUUACCAUCAGUACCAGCAACCCCAGUACCACCACCAGCCGGAAUAUCAGCACUACCAGCCACAACAGGUGGUUUACAAGCAGCCCGCUCUGGUCAAGACUGUCCAGCCUGCCCUGGUCAAGACCGUGCAGCCUGCCCUGGUCAAGACCGUGAAACACGUCGAGUAUCCUGAUGCCCCGGCCGAGUACCAGUUCGCUUACGAUGUGCACGAUGACCAUACUGGUGACGUCAAGAGCCAGCAGGAGGAACGCCACGGAGAUGUCGUCAAGGGACAGUACACCCUGAUCGAUGCCGAUGGAUACCGCCGUAUUGUGGACUACACCGCUGACGACCAUAACGGAUUCAACGCCGUUGUCCGCCGUGAACCUGUUGAGGGCCACAAAGUCGUGAAAACGCUUGCUCCUGUUGCUAAGCUGGUCGCUCCGGUGGCUAAGGUCUACGCUGCCCCGACCGUCACGAAGGUGUUCGCUCCACAGCCUGUCCACUAUCAGCAGCCUGUCCAUUAUCAGCAGCCCGCUCAGCAGUACUACCAGGCUCCGGCCAAGGUAUACGCCGCUCCUGUGGCUAAGGUAGCACUUCCUGCCGUCGCUAAGGUUGCCCUUCCGGUCGCUAAGGUUCCGGUUGCGUACGCUCCGCACCAUGAUGCCGUCAACCACGUGCAGUUCCACGGACCGUCCAGCAACUACCAUUACUAAGCGAUCUGCCAGAGCCAAACACGUGAGUGUGCAGAUGCUCCUAGUACGGAACCGACCUUUAUGAAGCGAAUCGAUUGAAUGGCUGUUACGUUAACUAAUUGUAAA